AUGUCGUUCUAUUCGACGGCCAUGCCAAAUGGAGCGAAGCUAUGGCUCUUAAACCUGGGGACUGUUAACUUGGAUGCAGCAAAUGUCCUCGCCGGAGCCAAUCAGUUCGCCGUCAGGCUUCCACCACAGUCGCAUGAGCGUCGGGAGUUGAUCAUGAUUGCAGCUCUGAUCUAUCACCCACACGUAGGCCUCAUUCUUUUUGACACAGGCUCCUGCGAAGAUGUUAUCACAAGCUGUGGAACGAAAGCGCUGGAAUGUGGCCCAAGAAAUUGGGACAAAGCAGUACACGGACUUCCGGAGGCUAUCAGAGCCACUGGGGCGGGUGAGAUCACCGAUGUUAAGGUAGUUGUGAUGAGUCAUCUUCAUUGUGACCAUGCAGGAGGUUUGGAGCAUUUCUUGGGCACAGACAUCGAAAUUUGGUGUCACGAGGAUGAGCUGAAAAAUGCCUUUUGGGCAUGUGCUACGGGAAUAGGUCAAGGCCCAUACCUGAAAGACUACCUCGUUAUUGACCGCUUGAACUGGAGGACAUUUACCGGGAAGGUUUUUGAGGUCUAUCAGGGUAUCAUUUUGCAUCACUGUCCGGGACAUACAGCUGGAUCCAUUGCCAUGCAACUUAACCUUGAGAAGACAGGCACGGUCUUGCUUACAGGAGAUGCUUUCCAUGUUAAGGAAAAUUAUGAACAGGGGAUCCACCCUGGCACUCUGACAAGGGACUAUAACGAUUGGCAUCGAAGCCGAAACGAUUUGCGCAGUCUUGCUCAAGCAAGACAAGCGAAAGUUAUUUUGGGACAUGAGGAAUCUUAUUUCAGGACUUUGAAAAUUAGUCCAGAAUACACGGAAUAA
Messenger RNA from Aspergillus chevalieri, 843 nucleotides. RefSeq names its product N-acyl homoserine lactonase family protein. The record is from RefSeq and is a predicted model, not a curated record. Bases 1 to 843 code for a protein of 280 amino acids. Lineage: Eukaryota; Fungi; Ascomycota; Eurotiomycetes; Eurotiales; Aspergillaceae. The transcript is spliced from 3 exons.